Molecule: messenger RNA, 926 nt
Organism: Paramacrobiotus metropolitanus
Lineage: Eukaryota; Metazoa; Tardigrada; Eutardigrada; Parachela; Macrobiotidae
Product: pyridoxal phosphate phosphatase PHOSPHO2-like
Exons: 1
Coding region: 95-805 (236 amino acids)
Molecular function (GO): phosphatase activity
Source: RefSeq, a predicted model, not a curated record
UUUAAAUCUGAAUGUGUGACCAUGGUAGCUCUUGACAUAGACAUAUUAAUUUUAAGAAAUGUAGAAAGUGAUAUAGAGCUGAUGUCUCCGAUUUAUGGCCCAGUCGAAGUAUUUGUUGGUUUUAGAUUUUGACCAAACUAUAGUUCAUAGUGAUACCUACACAAAGGUCGCCGAGAUGGUCUCCCCUGCAGCGCUGCAAUGUCUAAAGGAAGUUUUAGAGCAACAAGGCUGGCCUGUGUACAUGCGAAACGUAUUCGCCGUUCUAAAGGAUCAAGGUGUUUCUGUGGAUGAAAUUAAAGCCAUGGUGCAAGAUCUCCCUUUAACGGACAAAAUGUUAGAACUACUUGUGUUUUUGCGUGAACACCCAAACAUCUUCGACGUAAUAAUUCUGUCGGACGCUAACACCUGCUUUAUCGAAUGGGUUCUCUCGAAACACGGACGCAGCGAUACGGUGCGGAAGGUGUUUGCCAAUCCUGCAAGGCUGGCGAAUUUGACAGUCCAGCUGGAAGACUAUCACCACCAGAUGGUGUGCCCGACGUGUCCAGUAAAUAUGUGCAAAAGGAUCGUUCUGAAAACGUUUUUAGAAGAAAAUCGAAAAUAUACUGCUUGUGUUCUCGUUGGAGAUGGUGUGCCAGAUCUCUGUCCAGCAUUACUGCUCAGUAAGGAUGAUCUACUACUGGCGCGAAAAGGUUAUCCACUUGAGCUCGCGGCUGUAACGUGUAAUAAUCUCGCUGCUCAAGUAGUUUUAUGGACAAAUGGCCAAGAGAUUGUUCACGUUCUACAGAGACUGCAGUUACACCAAUAGUGCAGGAGUGAAAAGGUCAUAUGAAAAAUUAAGCUCCAUCUUUGUUAGUGUCUUUCAGAGUGCAAAACAACAAUUGCAAGCAGAUUGUAAAUCUAUGACAAAAAUACACACUGAUACAUAA